Molecule: messenger RNA, 378 nt
Organism: Durusdinium trenchii
Lineage: Eukaryota; Dinophyceae; Suessiales; Symbiodiniaceae
Source: the annotation of a GenBank genome assembly
AUGCACUGCGUGCAGGCCUGGUUGAAGCCCUUCAAGAAGGAGUUGGAGGUGGACCUGGACAGCGUGGUAAUCCUUGCGGAGGAGCGCUUCCAAUCGCGAGUGCGAUUGCCACUACAGCUGAUGACCAUCCAAGCGGGCUCCAGGAUUCAAGAGAAAUACCAGUAUCGCUUGACCAACGGCCUACUGAUCAGUAUCGCCGAGAGGUAUGGCAGCGCAGACUACGUGGCCAAGAAUGGCCCCGACGUGGCCAUUCAGCAGGCGACGCGAAAUGUGGCGGCCGCCCUGUUUGGCUUCUCCGAUGAUCCCAAUGUGCGAUACUUGCGGGCUUUGCCAGAGGACCUGGUCUCCAGCAUCUUGCAGAAGCACGGCCUCGACUGA